Molecule: messenger RNA, 1758 nt
Organism: Laccaria bicolor S238N-H82
Lineage: Eukaryota; Fungi; Basidiomycota; Agaricomycetes; Agaricales; Hydnangiaceae
Exons: 4
Coding region: 1-1758 (585 amino acids)
Biological process (GO): double-strand break repair via homologous recombination
Cellular component (GO): cytoplasm; chromosome; nucleus
Molecular function (GO): nucleic acid binding; 3'-5' DNA helicase activity; four-way junction helicase activity
Source: RefSeq, a predicted model, not a curated record
AUGUAUGAGGAUAUUGUGAACAGAAAGUUUCGACAAGUUGUAGUCUCACCUGAGAUUGCCAUUUCAACUUCAUUUCAAAAGGGAGUUACGUCAAAGGAAGGCUUUUACACAAGGUUGCGUGCGCUUUGUAUUGAUGAGGCCCACUGCAUGACAUUGUGGGGAGGAACCUUCCGUCCCGAUUAUGGAAACCUUGGAAUAUUGCGUGGCUGCUUUCCCAAAAAUGUCCCAAUUGUUGUUGCAUCUGCAACACUCCCCGAUCACAUCCUAGAUGAUAUCCGUCGGAAGUUGCGACUUUCACAGUCAGUGAAAGUCAUCAGCGUAUCAAAUGCACGCCCCAACGUUGCGCUCUCUGUUAGAGCAAUGCAACAUUCUGAUGAAUCCAAAGCAGACUUACAGUUUCUCAUCCCCAAGGAUGCAUCAAAGCCGGAGGACAUUCCGGUGACAUUAGUUUACUGUAAUCAACGGACAGUUGCUGAAGAUGCUGCUGAUCGCCUUCGUGACUGGGCUGAAGAUUGCGGAAUAGCCCCAGAUUGCAUUGCCCUCUACCACUCAAAAGUUGGCCAAAAGCGAAAGCGGGAACUGGAGGAAAAACUCCAAAACGGUGAAAUCAGAAUCUUGUUCUGCACCGAUGCAGUGGGCAUGGGUUGUGAUAUGCGAAAUAUCUCACACACCAUCCUUUGGGGUCUUCCUCCAUCAUUCUGUGCUCUUGUUCAACAAGCGGGUCGAGCUGCAAGAGAUUUUAGCAAGUUAGGAGAGGCCAUCUUAAUCGUUCCAAGCAGCGUGGUAAAAAAUGGAACGACAGAUGAAGAGGUUCUUGCCUGCUUGAAAGAAAUGGCUGAACUACUGAGACCCGAGGCAGAGAAUCAUGGCAGUGAUGUUGAAGAGGUUUUAGCCAGCGAAGAUAUCACGGCCCUUCCAGCUGAGGUUGUCAAUGAAGAGGGCAUUCGCGUUCAAGCAGUUGGGGGUGAAGAAGAUUUCGAGCCAGAAGAAGAAGAUACUGUGGCAGCAAAAUCUCGGAAAAAGAAAUUUUCAAAAGAUACCAACACGUACGAGGCGCGUUUUCUCUCGAUGUUUGUGUCCACCGAUAAAUGUCGCCGGCAUGUGUGGGAUGCCUUCUUCAAGAAUGACAAAAAGCUCCAGCUCAUCUACCCAACGACAUCUUCAUUCCAGACCCUUCCCAAUACCCGCUGCUGUGACAACUGCACCCCCCGCCUCUUUCCUGUUGAGAAGAUUGCAGUUACCAAAACUCCUGGCCUGAAGCGGGGAAAAAAGAAACAGAUCCCUGAAAAACAAGAAAAGGCCAUUCGUAAUCAGCUCAAUGAGUGGCGAGAGGAAGAGCUGGUUGAACUGGUAUAUCCAGGUAUCGUGAGUAUUUCUGGAGCAACAGUGUUGGGUGACGAUGUGGUGGAGAAGAUUGCUACGUGUGGUGAGCGCAUUGAUACCUACUCAGAAUUACGACGACACGUCCGAUGGGCAUAUGGUCAUGAUCCAGUGGCAGAUGGACCGAAUGAGUAUGGAAAACUACUCCUAACCCGUUUAUCUCGCAUCUAUCAAGGAUUCGACGAAGCACUUGCAGAAGAGCAACGGCAACAAGCACUUGCAACCCCAUUCCAGGUGAUAACACCGGAAAGCUUCUAUGCUCAUUAUCCUGGAGGGUCUGAAGAAGAAUCUGGCGGACCUUCCAACGUAGCUGCUUCACAAACUAUCAGAGGGAAUACACGGGGGCGAGGAACAAGAGCACGGGGAAGGGCUAAUUGA